AUGUUGGAGAUGAGUCGAGUUCUGAUAGCUGCUGUGUCAUUUGCUCUUCUAGCUUCGUCGGCGUUGUUACCGGUCUCCGAUGGCGCGAAGACACCGUCGUCGACGCCGAGAAAGGAGGAUGUUCCGUACGUUAAGUGUCAGGUGUGCGAGAAACUGGCCUCGCGGCUACACCAGCUAGUGAAGGAGAAGCAAGAACAGAUCUCGCCCAAGAAGAUCUCGGAGUAUGAGAUCAUAGAGAUUGCUGAAAAUGUAUGCAACUUGAAGAAAGAGGAAGCUGAUUGGAUUCUCAAGAUUGACAUUGUGGAGAAAGGCGAUAAGCUUCAGCUGGUUGAACAAGAAGAAGAAGGGAUGUGCAAUUCUGAGUGCAAGACGAUCGAGGCUGCUUGUCAAAAGGUCAUUGGUUACUCAGACACUGAUGUUGCAGAGUAUAUGUACAAGUCUAAGCCUGAUCUUGUUUCACUGAUAAAUCAUCUUUGCAAAGACCUGACCGAUGCUUGUAGCAAUAACCCGCCUCCUAUUCCCAAGGAUCGGGUUCCUGGAGAACCAUUUGUUGCAAAACCAUCGAAAGAUGCUGAAAUGGACAAGAUCAUGAGAUCUAUGCAGGGUAUGCCAGGAGCACCUGGCAUGAAGGUAUACUCUAGAGAAGAUUUAGAGAAGUACAAAAAUAACUUGGGGAAAUUAGGUAAUGAAGAUGAGGAUGAUGAAGAUGAUGAAGAUGAGGAAGAAGAAGAAAGUUUUCCAAAGAACUUGGGAAAAGCUUUUACAGAGAAAGAGAGUAAAAAGGAAGAAUGGACAAAGACAAUCACUAAGGAAUUCAAGAAGAAAGGUGAGGUUCUGAAGAGACAUGCACAGAAAGUGUCGAACCGGGUCCGGAGAUGGUGGAAAGGAGUUAAAUCCUCUUCUUCAAAGAAAGCUAAAUCUGGAAAAUCUGAGCUAUAG
Molecule: messenger RNA, 939 nt
Organism: Thlaspi arvense
Lineage: Eukaryota; Viridiplantae; Streptophyta; Magnoliopsida; Brassicales; Brassicaceae
Source: the annotation of a GenBank genome assembly